UUGAACUUUUCUGGGCUCAGAGACAAAGGCUCAAUAUUUUUUUCCUGAUUUUUGGAGCAGUAUUUUUUUCUCUCAGUAAAAGUGGAGUUUUGAGUCUCUCCUCGGGUGUCGCUCCUCUCCUCCAUCCUGCCCUGCUCCAUGCAGCGUGUUUUUUUCCCUCUCUCGCCCGAAAGAGAAAGACUUGGCAGAGCCCGGCUCAAACUGAACGAGACUCCUGUUGGCUGAAUGCGCGCAACCGAAGAGGACAAAACACCGAUGAACCACACGACAGACGCACACAGCCGAUUCAGAACCAGUCUGUAGAGGGAACAUGUGAAGAUUGUUUGGUUGUCAGCGUUGGAGCAGUCAACAGAAACCGGGAAAGAUGGCGAGGACGCACACUCGCAUGUUCCUCGCCUUGGCUUUGCUGGGAAUGUUCUUUCUCGAGGUGUCGGUGAAAGGAGAGCUGCAACAGGCGGAGGAGGAGGUGGAGAUGUCCUGUCAGGGAGCCUUCGACCUCUAUUUUGUCCUGGACAAAUCCGGCAGUGUGAAGAAUCACUGGAAAGAGAUUUACUCCUUUGUAAAGCAGGUGGCAGAGAAGUUUAUCAGCCCCAUGCUGAGAAUGUCCUUCAUCGUCUUCUCCACACGAGGAAACAUCAUCAUGAAACUGACUGAGAACAGGGAGGCCAUUACUGGAGGCUUAAGAGAUCUGAAGGGGGUUAUUCCUGGAGGAGACACAUUUAUGAACUUGGGCCUGGAGAUGGCUAAUGCACAGAUACAUCAAGAGAGGCAUGGGACAGCCAGUGUUAUCAUCGCUCUGACGGAUGGAGAACUGAAUGACUGGCAGUUUGACACAGCUCAGCGAGAGGCACAGAGGGCCAGGUCUAUGGGAGCAAUUGUUUACUGUGUUGGGGUCAAAGAAUUCAACCAGACCCAGCUUGCAACUAUUGCAGACACGGUGGAUCAUGUGUUUCCUGUGUGGGGGGGCUUCCAGGCCCUCAGGGGAAUCAUUGACUCAAUCAUCAAGAAGUCCUGCAUUGAGAUUCUGGCAGCGGAGCCGUCCAGUGUGUGUGCAGGAGAGCGUUUCCAGGUGGUGGUGAGAGGCAACGGUUUCCUCCACGCCAGAAACACUGAUCACGUGCUGUGCAGCUUCAAACUCAAUGAUACGUACACAGUGGAUGAGAGACCAGCUGGAGUGGAGGAUACCUUCCUGCUCUGUCCUGCUCCUGUUGUAGAGGAGGUCGGGAGGGUGAUCUAUCUGCAGGUGAGCAUGAACGAGGGCCUCUCCUACAUCACCAGCUCUGUCCACAUCACCACCACUGAAUGUUUUGACGGCACCAUCGUGUUGAUAUCGUUGCUGGUGGUCUUCCUGCUGUUGGCUCUGCUGCUGAUGUGGUGGUUCUGGCCUCUCUGCUGCACUGUGGUUAUCAAAGAACCUCCACCACCCCCACCUCCAGAGCCUGAGUCGGAUGAUGAGGAUGGGAUGCCAAAGAAGAGGUGGCCCACAGUGGACGCAUCUUACUACGGUGGAAGAGGAGUGGGUGGCAUCAAACGCAUGGAGGUGCGAUGGGGGGAGAAGGGCUCCACUGAGGAGGGUGCGAAGCUGGACAAACCGAAAAACGCAGUUGUGAAGAUGCCAGAGCAGGAAUUUGAACCAUAUGAGCCCAAACCUCGAAAAUCACCCCGCCGCCCCCCACAGCAGAGGAGGUGGUACACACCCAUUCAGGGGAAGCUGGACGCUCUGUGGGCUCUGUUCAGGAGAGGUUACGACCAAGUGUCUCUGAUGAGACCGCACCCCGGGGACCAGGGCCGCUGUAUUCGCUUCCAACGGGUCAAAGAUGAGGAGUCGAACAACCGGGCUCCUCCUCCUCCUCGUGCACAUCAGUCUCCCUCGCCUCCGCCCCCUCCUCAUCCUACUGCACCCGCCGAAGAGCGACCUCUGGUCUCCAAUUCUGUCCCCCGCACAAAACCACCGUCCAGAGGGCCCCGCACCACGCCGCCCUCCCGCGCAGCCCCUUCCGUGGUCCAGUGCCCUCCGGGUCCACCCCCAACUCGCGCACCCCCGGGGCCUCCAGGACCCCCGCCAUCUCGACCCCCACCCAGGCUCUCGUGAUGAAGAAUGGGGCCUCCAAUAAACCACUGAUACAUCAACUCAUUCAGUUAAAAAAACAAAAACACAAAAAAAACAUGUCCUCCUUUCACCCCAAAGACUGAGAAAAUCUGAAAAGCCUGGAGCCAUGCAGCUCUGUGCUUUGUUGCUGGACAGCAAAAUAUUUAUCUGAUAACAAAAUCAGCUACUGAGUUACAUCAAGAUAACAUUCUUUACCAUGAAACAUAGAAAAAUGCAUGUAGUUCCUUGUACUUAGUAGAGUUCAUGUUGACAUAAGUGGUGCGAGUAAGUGCAAAUGUUUCUGGAGAUUCGGCAGAAAGGAUUUAUGUGUUGUUGAAAGUUGAGUACGAAUGAAUGGUGAAGAUGAAUUCACCUGUUUCCUGUGGGUUUGCAGAGAAUCGUAAUGUUGGGCGAGCGUGUAGUGAGAAAUAACAGCAUGUAGUGAUGGUGGUGUUGCCUUGGUUUUUAAAUGUACACUAUAUUAGGUUGCUAUGAAUCACAUGGAUGCGUCGUUUUACCUUUUUUAACCAAUUUUCUUUCUACAUCCUUGUUUUAAAAAUUAAGUUAGGGGAUCUUAUUGCAACUGCAGGGCAGUUUCACCAUAUUUUAUUUAUUUUAACACAGGCCCUGUCUGCAUCUGCUUUCUAGUUAGUAUCAGGUGGAUUUCUGGGUCCUUGAGGGGGGGGGGUAUGUUGGUGGAGGGAAGCUUUGUGUCUGUGGUUUUGCAUUGAAAAUAAGUAUCUUCAGGAUCAUCCUGAAUCCUUUGUGACUGAAAUGAUCAUUGGCAUUAUUUCUAUACUAACUUUUCUUCAAUAAACAUGUUUUUUUCUACAAGUGACCUGGCAGUGAUUUUCUUUCCUCUUGAUAUAAAGUGUGAUGUUUCAAAUUUUCAAGAUGACUUUUUUGUGCACCGUCAUAAUGAAUCAGCUUACAAACAUUUGAGCUGACGUAGCUCUAAGGAGAUGGGGCCUGGCUCUGCACGAACUAAUGACAUGUUUAUUAGUUCACUGAAUAUACUGCAGGAACAUUUGGAAAUGUUCUUUAAUUAAACUAAUUACAGUUCCGUUGCUGUCAGGACUCUAAUAAUCCAUCCCUGGCAUUUAUAUAGCCAGUCUACAAAGUCAAUGACCGGAUUCUAAGAUCAUCAAUGGUUCGUUCAAAGUCAUAUUUCUGGAACACGUCGCUCUGAUGUAAAUCUUUUCGACGCUCGUUUCCAUUUAAACCGCCAGUGCACUCAGUGGCUUUGGAACAGAUUCAAAACACAUUUCUUUCAUUAUGGGCUGUGUGCAGUAAACAUAAGUAAAUUUUAUACACUCAAAUUAAAAUCCCAAGUGCAAAAGUGUGAAGAAGCUAAAGGGGGUUAAGGUUGUUUGUUGAAGUACAUAAAUACACAUAGUAUAUUAUUGCAGUACUGAUGAUGUCAGGUCUGAAAAUGUCCUGAAUCAGCAGCUACAUCAUCUGCUCCUGUCCUGAGAAACGCUGACAGACACAGUGAGGCUCAGACACAAAGGAUCAUGGUCAGUUUGUCACUUCAUGACUCAUUUUGCUGCAAUCUCUCUCAGGAUAUGAAUCACACAAGGCUUUUACAUCAGCCUGCACCCCCACAACAUAUG
Molecule: messenger RNA, 3702 nt
Organism: Paralichthys olivaceus (Japanese flounder)
Lineage: Eukaryota; Metazoa; Chordata; Actinopteri; Pleuronectiformes; Paralichthyidae
Gene: antxr1d
Product: ANTXR cell adhesion molecule 1d
Cellular component (GO): cell surface; plasma membrane
Molecular function (GO): transmembrane signaling receptor activity
Source: RefSeq, a predicted model, not a curated record